ACUUCCUUAAUGAUAAUUUUAACAAACGGAGAAAGUCGAUUGAUAACAUCCAAUUACAAAGCCGUUAACUUUGCCAGAGAAAUAAGAGGUCGACAGCUUAAAGGAAGUGUUAUCAAGGAAGUUGAAGUAGAUUCAGAGGCUUCUUGUCGACUGCAGUGUGUGGAAGAAAGUUCAUGUCUGUCGUACAACUUUGGACCCGGUCAAAACAAAAUGUUUAAAUGUCAACUGAGCGACUCUGAUCGGUUUACUGGACUGAGUAAUUUCGCUAAAGAUCCCGAAGUUCUUUAUAGAGGCAUAAAGAGCAUUUGUGAGAUCAGCAGUUCCUUGUGUGGGGAAAACGAGAUCUGUGUUCCCAACUAUAAAAACAACACUGCAGACUGUAAAUGUCGUUAUGCAUCUGGAUAUACUGGAAAACCAUGCGAAGCACAAAGCUGCCAGCAGCUCCUUAAAGAUGGCGUCACAUCCAGUGGAGUGUACACGAUCAAUCCAGAUGGAGGCAAACCAAUUCAAGUGCUGUGUGACAUGACCACGGACGGUGGAGGUUGGACCGUUUUUCAGAGACGUUUGGACGGCUCCGUUGACUUCGAUCGUGACUGGAAAACUUACAAAGACGGGUUUGGAAAUCUGAUCGGUGAGUUCUGGCUUGGAAACGACAAUCUUCACCGUUUGACAGCCGCUGAUGACGUCAUGUUGAGAGUUGACUUGGAAGACUUUGAAGGGAACAUCAGGUACGCUAAGUACGCCACUUUCAAUGUCACAGACGAGGCAGAAAAUUACACGCUCACUCNCUUGAAAGGUUAA
This is a messenger RNA of Stylophora pistillata, 801 nucleotides long. RefSeq names its product microfibril-associated glycoprotein 4-like. The record is from RefSeq and is a predicted model, not a curated record. NCBI's taxonomy places the organism in Eukaryota, Metazoa, Cnidaria, Anthozoa, Scleractinia, Pocilloporidae.